CUAGUGCCCACAACCUCAAUUACAAAAAAUUGAGAAACCUGUCAAACUUAACCUUCAAAAAUCCGAAUUUUAUCAAAAAUCUCAGAUUUGAUCUCUCGCUAGGAGCAUGUCUCCAAGAUAGCGUCACAUGUGCGAUUACGUAUAACGAAUGCUCAAGAGAUAAUAACCUAACAAUCAACACCGACGUUUAUUCGGUCCUCUCAUUCUCCUUCACGACCUUAAUCACCUUGACUGUCAAAUCAGAAAAAUGGCACCGAUCAAAGCCACUAGUCUUUUGAACUUGGCCGGAAAAGCCCUCCACCGGAGACAAUUCUCAGUGUCAAAAAUCGCAUCUGCCAAACAAAUGACAGUCAGAGACGCCCUAAAUUCAGCCCUAGACGAGGAAAUGACCCGCGAUGAGCGGGUUUUCAUCAUCGGCGAAGAGGUGGCGCAGUACGACGGCGCCUACAAGGUCACAAGGGGGCUGUGGAAGAAAUACGGCGAUAAGCGAGUCAUCGACACGCCAAUCACAGAAAUGGGGUUCACAGGAAUCGCCGUGGGGGCUGCCAUGGCCGGCCUGCGCCCCGUCUGCGAGUACAUGACGUUCAACUUCGCCAUGCAAGCCAUCGACCAGAUCAUCAACUCGGCGGGAAAGACCUUCUACAUGUCCGCGGGCCGCGUCAACGUCCCCAUUGUCUUCCGGGGGCCCAAUGGGGCUGCCGCCGGCGUUGGCGCCCAACAUUCCCAGUGCUACGGCGCGUGGUACGCACACUGUCCAGGCCUCAAGGUCAUCUCCCCCUACAAUUCCGAAGACUGCAAGGGGCUCCUCAAGGCCGCCAUUCGGGACCCUGACCCCGUGGUUUUCCUCGAAAACGAAAUUUUGUACGGGGUGCAGUACCCCAUGUCAGAUCAGGCCCUUUCCAACGAUUUUGUCCUACCGAUAGGCAAAGCGAAAAUCGAGCGACCAGGAAAACACAUAACGAUUGUGGCGCACUCCCGGGCGGUUGAAACGUCACUUCAAGCAGCGAAUGAACUUUCCUCGAAAGGAAUUGAAGCAGAAGUGAUCAAUUUGCGAUCGUUGCGCCCUCUGGACAUCAAUACGAUAACUGCGUCCGUUGCUAAAACGAAUCACUUGAUUACGGUGGAGCAAGGGUGGCCUUCGGCAGGGAUCGGGGCCGAGAUUUUGGCCAGAAUUAUGGAAAGCGAGGCCUUUUUCCACUUAGACCAACCAGCGAUCAGACUGACAGGCGUUGACACGCCCAUGCCAUAUACCAAAAGUCUAGAAAUGGCCGCGCUUCCGGUGCCUAAAGACGUAGUCGAAAUGACGAAAAAACUACUGAAGGUUAAGUAAAAUCUCGAGUAAUGUUCCUUUGUUUGAAAUUGAAGCGUCGUCUGUAUUGCCAACGUACAGUUAUUAUAAUUUAUUUAUUUAUUUCUCGUCCGGCUGAAUUAAUCAAAGGGUAAGUUUAUAAUUUUUACUUGUACAAACUGUUGUAAAUAAUAGUCUAGUUUUAAUUGGAUCAAGUGUACAUUGCAUUUUUUAAGCCAAUUUUUUCUUAUGUGGCCACUUUUACGGUUGUAAAUUUUUGUAGACAAUAAAUCAUUAAGGCUGA
Messenger RNA from Tribolium castaneum (red flour beetle), 1592 nucleotides. It is a transcript of the gene Pdhb, whose product is annotated as Pyruvate dehydrogenase E1 beta subunit. Gene Ontology annotation, molecular function: pyruvate dehydrogenase (acetyl-transferring) activity. Lineage: Eukaryota; Metazoa; Arthropoda; Insecta; Coleoptera; Tenebrionidae. The record is from RefSeq and is a predicted model, not a curated record. The transcript has 4 exons. Gene Ontology annotation, biological process: pyruvate decarboxylation to acetyl-CoA. Bases 248 to 1330 code for a protein of 360 amino acids.